This is a messenger RNA of Schistocerca cancellata (South American locust), 1269 nucleotides long. RefSeq lists its product as uncharacterized. Bases 111 to 590 code for a protein of 159 amino acids. The transcript is spliced from 6 exons. Lineage: Eukaryota; Metazoa; Arthropoda; Insecta; Orthoptera; Acrididae. The record is from RefSeq and is a predicted model, not a curated record.
UUGGGUAGCCGCCAAUUCCACGAAUAGCUGCGACGCGAAACGGAGCGAGGGCCAGUCUGCACCCAGCGGCACCAGCUCCCCACACCAGGUGACGCGCAGCAAGCGGUGCAAUGCUGUACAUGGAGGAGUGCGGGGCGUGCUCACUGCCAGCGGCCGCCCAGACAGCAGGCGUCGUCUCUCUGAUAGAAGCUGCUGCCUUUGUGACAGCAUCAUUCCUCCUUCAGGACUGCCCGCUGGGUGCUGUUGACCACGAUUUGGGGCCAAUGCGAGCGCAAGCCUUGUUCAUCACGCAGAUCGUGUCUAUCGUGGUGGCUGCCCUGGCGCUCAUUGCAACCGUUCUCCUCUUUAUUGGAGUGCAUCUGAGGUCCCCCGGGCUGCUGGUGCCGUGGCUGGUGCUGAACGGGCUGUCGGUGCCACUGGUGGUGCUGGCGGCGGUGCUGUUCGCCGUAUUGGCUGGCCUCGGUGAGGCCUUCCUACUGAUGACAGCCAUUCUCCUCGUCGGCAUUUGUGUCUCCUUCCUGCCAGCCUUCCUGGUCUACAUCGUGAUGAGCACUCGCUACGAGUUCCAGACCGUGCGGCUGAUACGCUAACCUAUCAGCCUCCAGCACUCACUUCUGUGUUCGCGACUCACCUGCUGGCUCAUAUAACCUACAGAAAUGCAUUGCGGCAGAUUUCAGCAAGACAGCCUUUUGUGUAAAAUUAACACAACUGAAACUGACGGUCUCAUCAAGCUGAAGGAUACAAAUGGUAUCUGACAUCAGAAAUAUGGCCAAAUCUGUAAAACUGACUUAGUUUUGUGCUUUUAAUUUUUCUUUUCUUUUUCAAUUGUGCAACAAUUUUAUAUUAAUGACUACUUCUGUCGAUUCCAAAUCUCUUCCAUUUCUAUACAAUAGUGCCAUAAUUUUUAUGCGACAGUUUCUUAGUGACGUAUCUGGUUGCUUACCUCAGAUAUCAGCAGACAUGCUGUAGCUGACGAGCUGAUUACUCGUGAUAUAUAUUUAUGUCUCCUAGUAAGAUGGAGAUUCCCAAACAGUGCAUCAAUAAAAAUAAAUAUACUUUAAAAACAUCAAUUUAAUUAAAAAUUUAAUUGCAUUUUGCUAGAAAGCUAUAUUACUAUAAAUGUAUGACAGGUAAAUUCUAAUUAAAGGACUGAACUUACAUUAUGUUACACAAGUUGCCUUAUGCUUAGGAAAUGUGAUUUGCGGAAAAAUCCUUAUUCUGCUUUCAGCAGACAUACUGAAUAUAAUUCCUGCAUAUUUGCUACUUUAA